This is a messenger RNA of Anguilla anguilla (European eel), 5632 nucleotides long. It is a transcript of the gene dot1l, whose product is annotated as DOT1-like histone H3K79 methyltransferase. Gene Ontology annotation, biological process: DNA repair; regulation of transcription regulatory region DNA binding; DNA damage checkpoint signaling. NCBI's taxonomy places the organism in Eukaryota, Metazoa, Chordata, Actinopteri, Anguilliformes, Anguillidae. The coding region runs from base 744 to 5630 and encodes 1628 amino acids. The transcript has 28 exons. The record is from RefSeq and is a predicted model, not a curated record. Gene Ontology annotation, cellular component: nucleus. Gene Ontology annotation, molecular function: histone H3K79 methyltransferase activity.
UGAAACAGUACUUUAACAUUCUUUUUACGGUUAUUGCAAAUAUACCACAUUUUAUCUGCUGUAAUGCCAGUCAACUGAAGACGGAAAACUAUGGAAUGAGAAUGGAGAAACGAAAGCUAAUGAAAAAGUAGCAGGGGGCAACUCUCUUCGUUCUCCGGUCUCGCCUUUUCCUCUAUUUCACAGCUUGUUCUCAGUAUUUGGCUUUUGUUUGUGCCUAAGCAAAGAGGGGAGGCGCAUCCGCCGCCGGGAAAUGGUACAGCCCGCCCAUUUGCCGUUAUUGGCACCGGGGGACUCGAUUCAAACUUUUCCCGUGGAGUACAGAAGCCCACGCUUGUCGUCACCGUCGCCGAAGGGAGGGCGUACUAGUAUGACAAACCGGCUCUGUCCCUCGUAGCUGUCAAUAUCUCCUAAGUACGGUGGCAGGACUGAGUUCCUCUCCCCAUCGUUUCUGUGUUUGUGGUAGUGGCCAGUUUUACCCGUUUUUUUUCACGCCGGCUCAAGAUGGCGGCGGUACAGCUGAAGGGUACUAGCCGCUCGGAUUGAGUAGUUUUUAAUCAUAAAGAGAUAAAAAACAAAAUAUUAAUUCGGGAAAUUAGGUUUAAAGAAAUUAUUUAGAACUUGCCCACCCCUGAAUUAUCACAAUCGGAUCUUUGUCAUCGUGUUGACAGAAUUUUCUGUCAAAAUGUUCACGAUCUAGCUGGCUAGCUCGCUGGCUACCACAGGACACCGGAGAGAGGUGGAGAAUGGGAGAGAAGCUGGAACUCAAGUUGAAAUCGCCGGUUGGAGCCGAAGCAGCGGGCUACCCGUGGCCAUUACCAGUAUAUGAUAAGCACCAUGACGCUGCUCAUGAAAUCAUUGAAACCAUACGGUGGGUGUGUGAGGAGAUUCCUGACCUCAAGCUGGCCAUGGAGAACUACGUCCUCAUCGACUACGACACCAAGAGCUUCGAGAGCAUGCAGAGACUGUGCGACAAGUACAACCGAGCCAUCGACAGCAUCCACCAGCUGUGGAAAGGUACCACCCAGCCCAUGAAGCUAAACAAGCGGCCCUCCAACGGCCUGCUUCGCCACAUCCUGCAGCAGGUGUACAACCACUCGGUCACCGACCCCGAGAAACUCAACAACUAUGAGCCCUUCAGCCCGGAGGUGUACGGCGAGACCUCCUUCGACCUGGUGGCGCAGAUCAUCGACGAGAUGGAGAUGAUGGAGGAGGACACCUUCGUGGACCUAGGAAGCGGUGUGGGACAGGUAGUGCUACAGGUUGCCGCGGCGACGAACUGUAAGCAUUACUAUGGGAUUGAGAAGGCGGACAUCCCGGCCAGUUACGCAGAGUCGAUGGACAGGGAGUUUAAGAAGUGGAUGAGGUGGUACGGCAAGAAGCACGGAGAGUACACGCUGGAGCGAGGAGACUUCCUGUCGGAGGAGUGGAAAGACAGAAUCGCCAACACAAGUGUUAUUUUUGUGAACAACUUUGCCUUUGGUCCCGAGGUGGAUCACCAGCUUAAGGAGCGGUUUGCCAACAUGAAGGAAGGUGGCAAAAUCGUAUCCUCAAAACCUUUUGCACCUCUAAAUUUUAGAACUAACAGUCGAAACUUGAGUGACAUUGGCACAAUCAUGAGGGUAGUGGAACUGUCUCCUCUGAGAGGCUCAGUGUCCUGGACUGGGAAGCCGGUUUCCUACUAUCUGCAUACAAUAGACCGCACCAUACUUGAAAACUACUUUUCUAGUCUCAAAAAUCCUAAACUCAGGGAGGAGCAAGAGGCAGCUAGGCGUCGUCAGCAGAAAGACAGAGACAGCAAGAGCAACACCACCACCCCGACCAAGGCGAAGGAGCACAAGGACUCCUGCGGGGAGGACGAGCGGCCGGGCCUGCUGACGGCGGGCAAGCCGUCCCCCAAACCCCGACGGGCGCGGCUGAUGGCCAAGAGCCGAAAGCUGGGGAGCAGGAAGCGGGGGCGCCCCAAGAAGGCCUCGGCCCCCGCCGCCGCCGCCGCCGCGCCCACCGCCGCCGAGCGCAAGAGCAGGAAGAGCCAGAGCGCCCUGGACCUGCUGCACGCCAAGACCCUCUCGGCAGCGCCCCCUCAGGAUGCAUACAGGUCACCUCACAGCCCCUUCUACCAGCUACCUCCCAAAGUUCAGCACUAUACAUCUGGGCAGCUUCACCUGGGCCACACCCCCCCGGCCCUGCAGCAGUUACUGGAUAACUUCAAGGUGCAGUACCUGCAGUUCACGGCCUACAUGAAGACGCCCCAGUACCGCAGUAAUCUGCAGCAGUGUCUGGAAAAGGAGAAGCUCAGACACAGUGAGCUGACUGGUCAGGUGGAGCAGCUGUACAGUGUGUGUCAGACCCACAAGGAGAAGAUUAAAGCGCUUUGUCAGGCCAAACUGGAGGAGCUGGGAGUGAAGGCGGUGACUGUGGAGGACCUGCUCCAGGCCCAGAAGGAGAUCGCAGCGCACAACCGGCAGCUGCAGGAGCAGACCAGGCAGCUGGAGAAGGACAACGCGGAGCUGCGGGAUCAAAGCCUGCUCCUGCUGAAGUCUCGCUGUGAGGAGCUGAAGCUGGACUGGGGCACUCUGUGUUUGGAGAGCCUGCUGAAGGAGAUGCAGACCCUGCGCAGGCAGAUCUGUGAGAACCAGCGCCACUACCUGGAGCUGCAGAUCAGCAUCGUGGAGCUGGAGACGAGCCAGAGGCAGCAGGAGCUACUGCAGCUCAAGUCCUACAGCCCCUGCGACGAGCCCCUCUACCGCAAGAGCCUCCCCAGCCUGGACCCCCGGCCCCCGCGGGACCCCGGCACGCCCAAGCUGGGCCUGGUCGCCGGGGCGAUGAACGGGCUGAGCCCGGAGCUUUCCAUGAACGGCACGGCCUCGCCCUGCGAGCGGGGCGGGGGCGGGGCCGGGGGCGGGGCCGGGGGCAAGCCCGAGCUCCUGUCCCGCUACCUGCCCAUCUCCCCCGAGCACGACAUCGUGCCCCCCACCCCCGACGCCCGCCACCGGCAGCUGGGGCACGCGCUGCCCGACUACACCCGCUUCUCGCCCGCCAAGAUCGCCCUGCGCCGCCACCUCAACCAGGACCCCGGCAACGCCCCCUUCCGCAGCCCCGGGGCCUUCGCACACAGGGGAGACCUUGCCAUGGUGUCACCUCCUCCCCUGGGGAUAAAGCAAGGCUGCCCAUCGCCCAGCUCUCCUGACACACAACAGAGCGCCACGCCCAAGUCUGCAGAAAGGGCGUGUAAGGAGAAGAGCCCGGCGGUUGCCGGGGAUACCAUCACCAGCCUGCCAAUCAGCAUCCCCCUCAGCACUGUGCACCCCAGCAAGCUGCCCGUCAGCAUCCCCCUCGCCAGCGUGGUGCUGCCCAGCCGGGCCGAGAGACUGAGGAACACGCCCAGUCCGGUUUUCCAGGGCCGGGACCCCACGGCUCAGAGCAACGGCAAGCAGCCGCACACCCCUACCUCAGGGUUCUCCUCGGGUUCUGUGAUGGUGAACGGCGGCUCUCACUCCGGAUCCUUCUCCCUGGACCACGAUUCGGCCUCCUCCUCCCCGCCCCCCCACUGCACCCCGCCGUCGGGCCUGCAGGGGCGCCCCUCCGGCUACAGCCCCCCGCUGGGCACCGGGGGGGUGCUUCAGUACGCCGACGGCCCCCCCAGGAUCCUCCCCGAGACGGGGCCCGGCGGCAGGCAGGCGGAGUCCGACUCCGAGCCCCUCCACGAGAGCGAGGCCAAGCGCCGCAUCUUCUUCUCCUCGUCCUCCUCCUCCUCCUCCUCCUCCUCGUCCUCCUCCUCCUCCUCCUCCCGCCAGCACCACGGCAAGCAAGGGCAGAAUCACCACGGCAACCACCACGGCAACCACCACCACCACCACCACCACCACCACUCGCCCGGCUCCUCCUCGCACGAGGGCCGCAAGCGGGGGCGGCGGAAGCGCGGCUCGGCGGGCGGGCUCCCUGCCGGAGGCUCCUCCCCCAAGAGGCGGUCCUUCCCUGGAGUGGGCGGGGUCAACCACCCCUCUGGCUCCCCCCUCAACAUCAACUCCAUGGUGAACAACAUUAACCAGCCGCUGGACAUCGCCGCCAUCUCUUCCCCCGAGCAGGCGGGGCGGAGCCCGUGCGCGACGGACCUGGACCAGCCCCCCGUCCUGAAGAGGGAGUGGCCCGUGGAGCUCAACGGCUCGGGGCGCUACUCCUCCCCGCCCAGCUCGGACGACGAGGACGCGGGCUACCCCGCCGACAGCUCCAGCUCGCGGAUCGAGAGGAAGAUCGCCACCAUCUCCCUGGAGAGCAGAGACUGCCCCCUGAAGGGGGGGGAAGGAGGUGGCUCGCUGGGGCGGAGAUCCGGAAACAGCAGCAGUGAGGUCUCCUCUUCCUCGUCUUCCUCUUCCUCGACCUCCUCCAGCAAGUGGAAGUCUACCUUCUCCCCGAUCUCCGACCUCAAGCAGCCCCCGGCCGACACCAGGCAGGGGGGCUCCCCCUUUGGGGUGGGCGGGGCCCGGGGCGGAGGAGGCGGGACCGACUCUGACUCGGAUCACAAACAGCAGCAGCAGCAGCAGCGGAGGGGGGAGGGAGGGGCCCCGGACUCCACGCACCCCUCCGGGACCCCCUUCCUGAACCACAACCCCUUCCUCAGCCAGGACCCCAGCCAGGGGUGCCGCGGGGGGGCCGCAGGGGGGGGUCCCGACCGGCAGCCGAAGCAGAAGGCCCCCAGGGACUGGGAGCUGAAGCCCGGCAGCCAGAACCUGUUCAUCUCCGCGGCGACGGCGGCGGCGGUGGGCGGGGCCGUCCUCGGCGGGAAGGGGGGCGUGGCCGCGGUGGUCUCCUCCGCCCCCGGGGUCGCCGUAGGACAGUACCUGGGGGGGCAGUUCCCCCUGGGGGGCACCUCGGUCCUCCACCCUCUGUUCGGGGGGCAGACGCCCGUUUCGGGGGGUGCGUCGGGGGCGCCCCGCCUGGUGAACGGACACACUUCCCUGGGGGCCUUCUCCACCACGGGCCUGGCCGGGGGCGCUGCAGGAGGUAUAUUUCACCACGUGGUGCCUUCAGUUUCCUCUCGGCAGUUUGGGGCCUCCUUGCCGGUCCCCGGGGCCCUCAGCUCUCUGCUCAGUCUCUCCUCCCAGGCCCCGUCCCAGCAGAGCGGCCCCCUGGGGCCCGCCUUCCUCAGCUCCGCGCCCUCCUCCUCUUCCUCAGCCCCGCCCCUCUCCCAGACGCAGCCCGGCCGCACCCAGACCGUCCUGCACUCCCCGCAGGCCCCGCCCCUCUCCCUGCCCCCGCCCCCUCCCCUGCUGACCGCCGCCUCCACCCCCCCGCCCCCCGAGCCGGCCCAGUCCCGCGGGCCCCACCCCGCGCCCCCCCACCACCACCACCAGAGAGCGCUGCCUUCGUCCCUCUCCCUCUCUGUGCCCUCCUCAUCCUCCGCUUUGGUGUCCGCUGGCUCCGCCCCCGCCGCUGCUUCCUCCCUCCCCCUCCCCUCCUCCUCCUCCUCGCGCGCUUUCACGGUGCACCACCCUCCCCUGCCGGCCCCGCGCUCCGCCCCCGCCCCUCCCCUGCCCCACGGCGGCGGCGGGGGGGGCGGCGUGGGCAUGUGGCGGACUUUGGGGAUGCAGCCCCCCCCGUACGUGGCCUCAGCCAGCCCCCGGCCCAGAUAGGG